Messenger RNA from Penicillium argentinense, 804 nucleotides. RefSeq names its product glycoside hydrolase family 128 protein. Gene Ontology annotation, biological process: fungal-type cell wall polysaccharide metabolic process. Gene Ontology annotation, cellular component: fungal-type cell wall. The coding region runs from base 1 to 804 and encodes 267 amino acids. The record is from RefSeq and is a predicted model, not a curated record. NCBI's taxonomy places the organism in Eukaryota, Fungi, Ascomycota, Eurotiomycetes, Eurotiales, Aspergillaceae. The transcript has a single exon.
AUGGUCUCCUUCACCAAGUUGUUUACCGCCGGUCUGCUGGCCACCAGCACCCUGGCCGUGCCCGUCAAGGUCCAGAAGCGCAGCACCAGCAAGCGCGGCGCCGCCUACAACGACAUCUCCACCGUCUCGGCCCUGACCAACACCGGCACCGUCGCCUGGGCUUACAACUGGGCCAUGUCGCUGUCCGGUGACCUGCCAAGCGGCAUCGAUUUCGUCCCCAUGCUCUGGGGUGCCAAGGACUUCGGCGGCUGGGUCGCCGCCAUCGAGACGGCCCUGUCCUCCGGCAGCGAGUACAUCCUCGGCUUCAACGAGCCCGACAUGCCGUCGCAGGCCUGCAUGUCUUCCUCCGACGCCGCCAGCUAUUACCAGAGUUACAUCACCCCCUACGCUGGCCAGGCCAAGCUCAUUUCCCCCGCCGUCACCUCGUCCACCACCGACGGCCAGGGUUUGAGCUGGUUCAAGUCCUUCAUGGACCAGUGCACCUCGUGCGGCAUUACCGGUCUGGCUGUGCACUGGUACGGUAGCACCGCCGACGAGUUCAAGUCCUUCGUCCAGGAGGCCAUCGAUACUGCCUCCAGCUACUCCCUGUCCGAGGUCUGGAUCACCGAGUUCGCCCUCAGCGCUGAUAUCAACGGUGUUGUGGAUGAGGCGACCACCGUCGCCUUCCUCAACGACGUCAUCCCUUACCUCGACGGCCAGCCGUCUGUCACCCGCUACUCGUACUUUAUGGCGGCCGAGAACUACCUGCUCAGCGGUAGCGCUCUCAACUCGGUUGGCAGCGCCUACUGCUCUACUUCCGCCUAA